Messenger RNA from Cydia fagiglandana, 551 nucleotides. RefSeq lists its product as uncharacterized. Lineage: Eukaryota; Metazoa; Arthropoda; Insecta; Lepidoptera; Tortricidae. Bases 113 to 481 code for a protein of 122 amino acids. The record is from RefSeq and is a predicted model, not a curated record. The transcript has 2 exons.
GGUUUUACCGCUUUUAACCCGGCCGGCGGCGCGGGCGCUCCAUUCCGCCUCUCGCCGCCGCCCGCGCCGGCCACUCGCUACUAUUUGUAAUUAACACAGUAAAUAGAUCACGAUGUACAAGUCCUUGGUUCUGCUGUGUGUUGUUUACUGUGUUGUCAUAGAGGCCCGUCCAAAAUGGCAGUUCCUUCCCCCAGUGCCCGGCUACGUGCCCGUGUACAUCCGCACGGGCGACACUCCCCUCGAGGAAAUCAACCCUGAGCUCGCCGAGGCCUUCCACGCGCUGCCGGCCGGCCGCAGCGCCAGCAAACAACUCGAGGCUUCCCCCGAAAUGCCUGAACUUGCCGACCAACCUGAAGUUCCUGAGCAACCAGAGAAACCCAGGAAAAUUGAAGACGCAUCGCCCAUCGACCAUCGCCCUUAUGAGAAAAAGAAGUCGAAAAAAGCAAGCUCCGAGAUCGCGAAACCGAUUGAGCGUAGAUAAGCUUUUAUAGUUAAGUAGUUUGUAAGAAUCGUGACUGAAAUGACUAUUUGUUUUAUAAAAGUAAGAAGUU